Molecule: messenger RNA, 9128 nt
Organism: Peromyscus californicus insignis
Lineage: Eukaryota; Metazoa; Chordata; Mammalia; Rodentia; Cricetidae
Gene: Sestd1
Product: SEC14 and spectrin domain containing 1
Exons: 18
Coding region: 1143-3233 (696 amino acids)
Source: RefSeq, a predicted model, not a curated record
GGGCAUCCCGGGCAAGCCCCUGCGUCUCUGCGUCCUGGCCCGCUCCUUUGUGUGCGCUGGUGGCCGCCGGUGCGGGACGCGGGCUGCAGGGCCCGAGCUCAGGGGUCGUCCGGAGGACUCGGCUUCCUCGGGGCCUGCGGGCGGGUCACAGCCCUCCAAGCCCUAGAUGGCCACAAAGGGAGGCCCGAGGUACUUGGCCAGGGUGCGGGGACAGUGUCCGCUAGAAGGAAGGCGAGCCGCAGUCUGCCUAGCUCUGGAGGGGAUGGUGGGAUUCACCCUGCCUGCGGCAGGGGCAUGCAGACACUGACAACCCCGUGGCUCUCUGAGCUUUGACAUCCUCUCACACAUGGCCCUCACCCAGAGAAGUUGGGAGUGCUGCUGUGGGAAUAACUAGGCAGCUGCUGUUUGACAGGUCCUAGCUGUCUUCAGGUUUUGUCUGUAAUCCAGCAUAACCCACCAUGCCUGCUAGCAGUAUGACAAGCCCUCACAUUAAAAUUGACACUCAGGGUACCCUCAUGUUGGAAAAUCCAUGUGGUUUUCUUUGGUCGGAUCAAUUUUAUUUUCUUAGUGGGAUGGAUUUACCCCCAUCCAGGAAGAAAUCUCAAUAAAGAACAAUUUAUCUUUGUUUACAAACCUUGGGUCUUGUCACACCUCGCUGGUUUCAUUGGUAUGCUAUUUUAGUAUAACAAUACUAAAUAGAAGGAAAAUAUCUUCCUUUUGCUUUAGGCAAUAAAAUACUUUCUUUGUUCUAGCACCAGGAAGCCUUUAUGCAUAAUACUUCUUGUGGACAGAACUUGGUGGCUGCUUUUACCCUAUGACAACAAAAACUCCAAAGGAAUUGCAGAGCAUUUACACUUCUCUAUGGAUUGUUUUUAUAUCCCGAAUUCCAGGAAAUCAUUUUGCUGAAUAUGUAUUCAGACAUUCCAGAUGAAAUUGAACCUUAAAAACUGGCCCUACUCUAUGCAUUUAAAGAGUUUGCCCGCAUUUUAACCACCGUGGAUGAGCACUGGAAUAGUCCAUGGAAGAGAAUAGGAUGCAAUGACGGACCCAGCAAUCUGAAAGCAGAAUGCAGAACGUUAUAAUGAGGACAGAAAAGUUGGGUCUGCCUGGGUUUCAGAGGCAAGGACUUUUGCUGGAGUGAAAUGGAGGCCUCGGUGAUCCUGCCCAUCCUGAAGAAAAAGCUGGCCUUUCUUUCAGGAGGAAAGGACAGGCGCAGUGGACUCAUCCUGACCAUUCCGUUAUGCCUGGAACAGACAAAUAUGGAUGAGCUGAGUGUCACUUUGGACUAUCUACUCAGCAUUCCAAGUGAGAAAUGUAAGGCCCGAGGAUUUACCGUGAUCGUGGAUGGCAGGAAGUCUCAGUGGAAUGUGGUGAAGACAGUGGUCUUAAUGCUGCAGAAUGUUGUUCCAGCUGAGGUAUCCCUUGUAUGUGUAGUGAAGCCAGAUGAAUUCUGGGAUAAGAAAGUCACACAUUUUUGUUUUUGGAAAGAAAAGGAUAGACUUGGCUUUGAGGUUAUUUUAGUGUCUGCCAAUAAGCUGACUCGUUACAUAGAGCCAUGCCAGCUGACAGAAGACUUUGGUGGGAGUCUUACCUACGAUCACAUGGACUGGCUAAAUAAGAGGCUGGUCUUUGAGAAGUUUACAAAGGAGUCUACAUCAUUACUGGAUGAGCUGGCUCUGAUUAACAAUGGAAGUGAUAAGGGGAAUGAGCAGGAGAAAGAGAGGUCUGUGGAUUUAAACUUUCUUCCGUCUGUUGAUCCUGAGACAGUCCUUCAGACAGGGCAUGAGUUGUUGUCUGAAUUACAGCAGCGUCGGUUUAACGGCUCUGACGGAGGGGUCUCGUGGUCUCCUAUGGACGACGAGCUGCUUGCGCAGCCACAGGUUAUGAAGCUGUUGGACUCCCUCCGGGAGCAGUACACGCGCUACCAGGAAGUCUGCAGGCAGCGCAGUAAGCGCACGCAGUUAGAGGAGAUCCAGCAGAAGGUGAUGCAGGUUGUGAACUGGCUUGAAGGGCCUGGAUCUGAACAGCUGAGAGCGCAGUGGGGGAUUGGUGACUCCAUCAGGGCUUCCCAGGCCCUGCAACAAAAGCAUGAGGAGAUCGAAAGCCAGCACAGUGAGUGGUUUGCAGUGUAUGUGGAGCUUAACCAGCAGAUUGCAGCACUCUUGAACGCUGGGGACGAGGAAGAUCUCGUGGAGUUGAAGUCUCUGCAGCAACAGCUUAGCGAUGUUUGCUACCGACAGGCCAGUCAGCUAGAGUUCAGGCAAAAUCUCCUACAGGCAGCUUUGGAAUUUCAUGGUGUGGCCCAAGAUUUAUCUCAGCAGCUGGAUGGCUUAUUAGGUAUGUUGUGCGUAGACGUAGCACCAGCUGAUGGAGCAUCGAUUCAGCAAACUUUAAAACUGCUUGAAGAGAAGCUGAAAAGUGUUGAUGUGGGAUUGCAAGGCUUACGAGAAAAAGGUCAAGGUCUCCUGGAUCAGAUCUCCAAUCAGGCUUCCUGGGCCUACGGAAAGGAUGUAACUAUUGAAAAUAAAGAAAACGUGGACCACAUACAAGGAGUGAUGGAAGAUAUGCAGCUGAGAAAACAAAGAUGUGAGGACAUGGUAGACGUGCGGAGGCUGAAGAUGCUUCAGAUGGUGCAGUUGUUUAAAUGUGAAGAAGAUGCUUCCCAGGCAGUAGAGUGGUUAAGUGAACUUCUGGAUGCCCUGCUGAAGACCCACAUCAGAUUGGGCGAUGAUGCUCAGGAAACGAAGGUGUUACUGGAAAAACAUCGAAAAUUCGUUGAUGUUGCACAGAGUACUUACGACUAUGGCAGACAGCUGCUGCAGGCCACGGUCGUUCUCUGCCAGUCUUUGCGCUGUACUUCCCGGUCCUCAGGGGACACACUUCCUCGACUGAACAGAGUGUGGAAGCAGUUCACAGUAGCGUCUGAAGAGAGGGUGCAUAGGUUGGAAAUGGCUAUUGCCUUUCACUCAAAUGCUGAAAAGAUUUUGCAAGACUGUCCAGAAGAGCCUGAAGCAAUUAAUGAUGAGGAGCAGUUUGAGGAAAUUGAAGCCGUUGGGAAAUCACUUUUGGAUAGACUCACUGUCCCGGUGGUUUACCCCGAUGGAACUGAACAAUAUUUUGGGAGUCCAAGUGACAUGGCUUCUACUGCAGAACACAUCAGAGACAGAAUGAAACUGGUCAGUCUCAAAAGGCAGCAGCUGAGACAUCCCGAAAUGGUGACCUCAGAAAGCUAAUGUCCCCAGCUCCCACAGAUCUGCAGGUCAUAUGCCCACACAUCUUUGCUGUUGGCAUACUGCUGUGUUAGCCACAGCUCACUAAGAUGAAUUUCCCAGCAGGAUAAGCCUCCUUUCUUCCCACAACACGUCUCUAAAUGCUAACACCUCUCAGCUACCGAGGCAUAAUCACGUAACAUGCUUUGAUGCUAUAGACUCCAGGUAUCUUAGAAGAAGGAACUGUAAACACUGCGCUGAGUCCAUGCUUUCACACUUGACCUGACUUGUCAGUUUGUAGAUGAACAACUGAUAAUAAGCUUCUGAAUGGUGCUAAUCGGAGUUUAGGAAUUCUCUGUAAAAACAUGAUUGCCCUUCCUCCCCAGGUGAUGUAGAAUAUUUAGACCAUAGUUAGACUGUUAGUGGAUAGUGGUGUCCUCAAAAUUUUACUUUAUAAUUCUUCAAAUUUGAUUAUUUUUUAUUGUCUAUAUGAAGAAAACCCUUCAGAUCUUUGAUAUAUCAUAUUAAUUGAAAGACAUUUUCCUAUUGUAUUCAUAAUGUAUUAAAAGUUGUCUGUGCUUAAUAAAAGUCUUCUCUAAUUUGCUAGUUACAUCCUAAUUCUAAACACGAGUGCCUUACUAAAAGGGCAUUCUUAGGGUUGUGAGGAUGGGCUAAUCAUUUUGUUUUAAUGGUGGCUGCAUGUAUUUUAGGCAGGAAUUUCAUAUGUAUGCAUGUGUAUAUAAUAAAAAAUAAGCAUGUUUAUUGUGAAAAAAUUAGACCUUUAAGAACAUAAUAAUAGAAGACUAUUUUUAAUUUUUCUCUUAAAAAAUGCUGUCCAAAUUGUUAACUACCCUAAAGAUGCCUGUCUUUGGGGAAGGAGGGCUGAGGACGAAGGUAUGCUUAACUAUUUCAAUGUAAUCUUUUAUAUCACAGUAAUUACUCUGGAACUAAAGCAGAAAUUGUUAAUAAUAUUUAAUAUCUCAUGAUACUAGAGUCAAAAAUCAUCCUGAAGAAGUCUAGUCACAAAAACUGUACAGAUCUUUAGAAAUAAAAUUUGUCAUAAAAUGGUAAUGCUUUUAUGUUUGUAUUAAGUUAUAAAAUGUAUAUAAUUUAACAUUGUUAAUUUUUAUUUUAGAAGAUUUUUUUAAGGUGAAAAAAACAACUGGAUUUAUGAUUAGUACAGAAUUAUGCAAAGAAUUGUAUGCUGGUUUAUUUUUGCGGUCUGUAGAGAUGCUCACAUACCCUCCUAUGCUAAAGCCAGUUUUCUCCAGCCUCUUCUUCUCUGCCAGCCUUGAAGUCCAUGUUCCUUGCCCAUCCCUCCUCAUCACUCCUUCUGCAGAACCUUUCAGUAUCUAUUACACCUCACUCUGCAGGAAGCUGUUCUUCUGAAAAUCAACCUUAGUCUUCCAGUUACCAAAUUGAAUGUUUGUGCUCUCUGUUACUUCACCCCCCUUUCUCUCCAUUUCUAGCCUCUCCCCCAAAUCUGUUUCUUAAAGAUGAUAUCUUCUGCUGUAUCUGAGCGUAGUUCUAAACUCAUUUAAAACAGGUCUGUUGUACAUGCGCACUCUGCUGCUGUCCUCAGCUCUGGGUCAUUAGGCACCCCAUCCCCAUCCUGCAUUACAUGUCUGAUCUAAAAUGCACAGCUUUCAGCUGCCUCCCUGCCCUUUCCACCUAAAUGAAGGACAUGUCGUACUUGCCUUUUCUUCCUGGAGUAGUUUUGAUUAACGGUGCCACAAUGUCCAGGGAAAAACUCAACUGCUCCCCCUGUCUCACACUGCCACUGCCUCUGAGACCAUCCAGAAGUUCUUUCUAUACUUGAUAACCCUCCUUCAGGGCUUGCCUCCUGUGAGGAAGGAGCUCCUGUGACUCUCCAGUCUUUAUGACGGUGCUAACCCUUUCCUGUUUUCAUAAAGUCCUUCAUGGGGCUGACUGUUGCCCCACAUGUCUUGUGCCUAGACUCUUCCUGAGUGUCACAUGCUCAGUCCUCCACCUGUGUCCCCUUGUAAGCAUUAGACAUAAUCCCCUGUGCUCUGGGGUGUAUUUAAACAGUGUCAUGUUCUAGAGUUAGGACUGACUUGUAAAUCUGCUUCUGUGGAAUGUGUAUGAUGUUAGAUCCUUAGACAUGUAACUUUUAGAUGUUUGUUUCUUAUAUUCAGUAUCUGUUUCUUUUCCUGAGUUUCAGAGUCAUCAGUGUUUUAUUAUGACUUUGUAAUUAUACCAUCAGCUCAUGGAUGCAUAAUUCCAAAUGAGUUAAUUUUCAUACACCUUAAGCUCUCUUUCCUGCAAAAAAGUAAAGUAAGACAAAAUAUGGGAAUGCCGUGUGUGAUUUGAAUAAUCAUAUACAACUAGAUAUACAGGGUGAGCACCGUCACUCUUCAUUGGCACUUGUGCUGCCCCUUUCUGUGUGUGUGUGUCUUUGUAGACACACAAGAGUUAGGAAUUAAGAACCCAGCAAUGCCCCAGACCGACUUUCCCAACAGGUCACAGUUCUCUUAGAGGACACACGAAGGAUGUGGUUUCAGUUUGUCUGAAAUCUCAGGCCUUUGUUAUGUUGAUACUAACAUCAACCUACAAGUGUAAUUAAAAAGAAGUGCUUCUUUCUUACUGGUUCAGGGCCAUAGCCCGUGCAUUACUUUAGUCUCUCCUAGGGAUUGACUGGCGCUAGCUGGGCAACCUUUGUUAGGUUGUGUCUGUUUGCCUUGUCUUCUUUCUUUCUUUCUUGUUUGUUUUUUGCUUGUGUCUUUGUUCCUGUGCAAACUCAGGAGACAGUGGCAGUUGGAUGUCUUCUCUUCGUGCAUGUCUGACUCAGCAGAGCUGUGAUACAAAGAUGACAGCUUCCUUUCGAUCAGUUUGGCCUCGUUCCCAGUUCUCGUUGCUUUGACCCUGUUUUACAAGGGUGAUUCAUUAGGGAUACUGGGGAAACUGCUCGGCCUGCUCACUGGGAUUCAGUACUGCAGAGUUGAGUGGAUCUCUUACUUUACUGGGAUUUAAAUCGGCUUGUGAACGUUACCUGCUCUCAAUAUGCUUGUCACGUCAUUACUUUCAGCUGAUGUGUGGUGUGCUGUUAGUAUUGUUACUGUCAUCUUCUCAUUGAGAACAUGUCAAGUUACUUUUUUGGUAGUGCUAAGCAAAUCUUAUUCUCUCAUCUAAACCCCUUUGCAUGCAGUGGUAUGAUUGUUAGGUUGGGUGACUGUGUCCACUGCACAGUAUACAUUGGUAGAGAUCAUUCAGUGUUCUUUUAUAUGCUAUAUAAUUUUCCAGAAGAGAUUUGGUAUUCUUGUGUAUGUCUCACAUCCUACUGAGUCAUAAGAAAAACAUGAUGGCUACUAAAACCUAAAGCUACUGUAGCUGGUGUAAUUCUGUAGAUCUUGAGUCUGUAUAGAAGGGACAGGCAGAAAUAAGCAUCAGUAAAUAGACUAUCAUCCACUUAAGCAUCCAAAGACAAAGCUCUCUAGGAUUUGAAAAGAUGUGUGAAGAUAGCCAAAACAGUUAACUGAAUUAGCAAACUUAUCAGUGUCAACUUUCAGUUCUAGAAGAGUCUCGAUUGAGAGCAGAAAGUAUUUUCUGAUAUGUAGCCAACAAGUAUCUUGGUGAAACAAAAUGAAUAGCAUUUGACGUUCCUUGACUUCUCAGAAUCAAUAUAUGUCAGUGAAUAUCCCUGAGACUAUAAAAUAUGAAGUGCACAAUUCAUCAAUUCCAGUAAUGAAAUAUAAUAAUCUACAGAAGUAUUGAAAACUGAAGGGGCAUGUACACUGGAAGGCAUCAUUGCUAUAAUCCUGCAGAGUAGAAAAUAGUGUUCCUUAAUCUUGCCCUGUCUUAAGUGACAUUCAUGGAGUGGUGGAGAGGACACACUGUUUAUUCCUUCUGCUGCAUGCUUCUCUCACCUCUGCCCACUUCACCCCUGCCCUCUUCAUCACUACCCCAUCUCACCAGUGGAUAAGGAAAUGUGCAUUUAGAUUACAUGCCUGAAGUAUCGAGGGUGGGGCUGGUGCCCUCCUCAGUAGAAUGAAGCCUUAAAGCUGACAGACUCUGCUGUGGGAAGAUAAAACAUUAAGAUGGAGGACACGACACAAGUAUCAUCUAUGUUGCGUCUGACAGGGCAUGAGACAACGCCAUUAACUCCACUAAUUAACACAAGCCAAAGAAAGUCACGGUUGGAGUGUAUUAAGAAGGAAACAUGCUAUAAAACCAAGAGUGUAAAUCUGAGGCUAUUUGUAGAAUCUCCCAAAACUGAGGUAGACAUGGCUUGAGACCACCAUUAGUGCUGGUCUUGGGUAGAGAAGAGGCAAUUUGACAGACUUAGUCAGUGAUGAUAAUGGGGAAUGACCAGUCCUGUAAUAGAGGCUUAGAAAUGAGGGUGUGCCAUGACGGCGCCAGUCUGUGGAUGUGAUGCACAGUGUGACUUAAUGCCCCUGCAGUAGUUUAAAGCAAACCUAAGACUUGAGAAUAAACGCUAGUCUGUGCACUUCAGGACACAGCAGAACCUGUGCUCGGACAUGAAGAUCAAGAGCACAGGAAAGCCAGCGCUGAAACUAAAUAUUAUGAAAGCUGGUGAGUAAAUAUUUCAAAGAAUCAAGAUUAUUUUUGGGAGAGCUCUUUAUGAGGCAAGAUACAGUAUAUAAUUCCUAUAUGUCAUGAUACAGGAAUUCUAAACAUAUGGCUAAAAAUAGUUACUGUCAGGCAUCUGGAGCAGAGCUGUGAAGGGUUUCAAGUAGGACCUGUGGAACACCAUUUCUGAUGGGGCCAUGUGCUCUGAGGCUAGUUCCCAGCAAUCUUGGGGCCGAGUCCUUAGAGGGACCAGAGAGUUCGGCCUCUGGAGGAUGAAGAUGCCUGUCCUCUGAAGCCUCCUCACGCCUAUGUGCUUUAUUUUCCUGACUGAUGUAGUUGAUAAGAUGGAGCACAAACCAUUCUUACGGUUGUUUUUUCUCUGAAGAGUGUCUUCCUCUUAGCUCAGGUGGUAGUCUUCAGCCAGGCAAGUUGCUCUGAGUAUUACAUGAGGGUAGAUAUAGUUCUCCAAAAAUGUGAGAGGAUCCAAAUAUUACUCGGGCGGUUUUGAACCAGAGUAGAUUUGGGAGCUGAUUGCUCACCUCAUACUCUGAAGAGAAGCUUAAUUUUCUAAAUUGGCACAUAGAAGUAUUUGUUGAUAAUAUUUUUGUACGGGCAUUUUUUGGGGGAGGGGGUAAAUGUCAAACCUUCUGUUUCCCCAAGUUUUACUCUAAAACUGUUAAGUCUAUAAAAUUUUAAACAAUGUCAUAGUAUCCUCACCACCUGGGCCUUAGUUACACUUGCUUUGUCAUGUGUCCAUCCGUCUGUCCAGCCAUCCAGAUUAAUUUUUGAGGCAUCUAAAAUUGCAAACCUCUAUAUGCUUCCAGCUAAAUACUUCAGCAUACCCCUCACUAGCAAGGGUUCCAGACUUGCUUAUAGCUUUCUUUUGGUAUAAAAUUUACAUGCACAGAACAUUCACAUGCACUGUAUUUUCAUAAAUCCAUGGAGUACUAUAUAGAGGAAAACCUGCCAUUCUAGAAAGCUGUCAAAUGGCCCUUUUCAUCAAUCACUGACCCCCACAUGACAAGCACUGCUCUUUUUCCUACUAUAAGUUAGACUGUUCUGUUUUAGAACUUAUCGUUAUUAGCUUCAGACAUCAAUCACUCUCUUUGACAAGGCUUCUUCACUACCGUUAUAUUUGGGAGAUUUUUCCGUGGGGUUGGUAUAUUACUAAUUCACCCCUAUUUUAUUGCCGAGUAUUGUGUCCCCAUUUAUAUUACCACUUGUUUUUCUUAUUGGCUAACUGGGCUGUGUGCAGGAGCAGCAAUUAUGAACAAAGCUGUAGUGAUCAUUCUUAUGUACAUCUGUGUGAAUAUAGUCAUUUGUCUGCUCAUGGGUAAAUACUUAAAAUUGCUGGCUCAUAGGGGUGUUUUU